AUGACAUCGCAACUGUUACCCCUUGAAUUGAUCGACAAAUGUGUUGGCUCCCGGAUCUGGAUCAUCAUGAAAGGUGACAAAGAAUUUGCUGGCACUUUACUCGGAUUCGACGACUACGUCAACAUGGUUCUCGAAGACGUGAUUGAAUUGUAG
Molecule: messenger RNA, 153 nt
Organism: Rhinocladiella mackenziei CBS 650.93
Lineage: Eukaryota; Fungi; Ascomycota; Eurotiomycetes; Chaetothyriales; Herpotrichiellaceae
Product: U6 snRNA-associated Sm-like protein LSm5
Exons: 4
Coding region: 1-153 (50 amino acids)
Biological process (GO): mRNA splicing, via spliceosome
Cellular component (GO): U6 snRNP; U4/U6 x U5 tri-snRNP complex; Lsm1-7-Pat1 complex
Molecular function (GO): RNA binding
Source: RefSeq, a predicted model, not a curated record